This is a messenger RNA of Penicillium maclennaniae, 1500 nucleotides long. RefSeq lists its product as uncharacterized. Gene Ontology annotation, biological process: carbohydrate derivative metabolic process. Lineage: Eukaryota; Fungi; Ascomycota; Eurotiomycetes; Eurotiales; Aspergillaceae. Bases 1 to 1500 code for a protein of 499 amino acids. The transcript has 3 exons. The record is from RefSeq and is a predicted model, not a curated record. Gene Ontology annotation, molecular function: carbohydrate derivative binding.
AUGUUUGUCAUCCUAAGCCUGGAAGCUCUUCACCCUGGAAACCCCAUAGCCACCAAGUUCUCCGGUCCGAUCGCCCCGAUGCCGCCUGUAAUCUCACGUUAUCGACUGAAUUUGAUCUUGGCCCUCCACAAUUUCCGAUCUCAAAGUGACACCUGGGAGGAUCUCGUUAUAUUGCACAGAUCCCCCCCAGCCGUCAUGCUUCAUGAUGCCAUUGACUCCAUCUCUUUGCCCUCCAUGGAUUCCAAUCCCGUCCUGGUGCCUGCAUGGCCUCUUACGCCUCCCGAUCCUUCGAUUCCCCCGCCUUGCACGAUGACAGACGUGUCCUCAGUUGUCACUGCCAUUCAUGUGAUGUCCACCGAGCGCGCUGCCCUCGCGCAUCUUGAACGUCUCUACCAGACAGAUGCGCGGGCGCAGCAGGACCUUGCUCGAGCGGUGGAGUUGAUUGCGCGCAGUGUGCGCGACGCAGGCAAGUUGGUGAUCUGCGGCGUGGGAAAGAGUGGGAAGAUCGGUCGCAAGAUUGAGGCGACUAUGAAUAGUCUGGGUAUCUACAGUGCGUUCCUGCAUCCGACUGAAGCUUUGCAUGGAGAUUUGGGAUUGGUGAGACCGAAUGACACUAUGCUCCUCAUCUCGUUCUCUGGUCGCUCUCCUGAGCUUCUCACCCUGCUUCCGUAUAUUCCUGUUUCCGUCCCGAUUAUCGCUCUGACAUCGCACAUGCAACCUGAGGCGUGCCCUUUACUGUCCUGCCGUGCUCCUUCCGGGGUGGGAGUACUACUCCCAGCUCCUAUUCACGAAGAAGAGGAAGCCUCGCUGGGUGUUAGUGCCCCGACCUCAUCCACAACUGUCGCGCUAUGCCUAGGUGACGCUCUAGCCAUCGCUACAGCGCGGAUGCUACACACGGCGCCAGGAAAAGGCCCCGCCGAUGUAUUCAAAAGCCAUCAUCCUGGUGGUGCCAUCGGUGCCGCAGCUGCAGGGACACCAUCCACUACACCAUCAAGUGGUGUUUCCACAACAUCUGACUCACCCUCCUCGUCCAUUUCUCUGCCAUGGGAAGAUCUCAAUGACAACUCAUCAAUUCCUCCCUUCACAUUGCAACCACCUCCGGAGCAACGGCGGGUCCCAAUGGACAUGCUUGUUCCUCUUGAUCAGAUUCCCAUUGCCUCGACAUCUCCAUCACAAAACUGUAGCGACUUGCGAUUACUCGAUCUCCUUCUCACAGCGAUUCAGCACCCUAAUGCCAAGUCAUGGGUAUUCUUAUCCCCAUCCGAGAUUGUUCCUCCACGCCGAAUACGCUCUCUGCUCUCGAAACAUGCUGAUGUGGACAUGCGAGUUUCUGAUGCAGUAGCAAAAGUCCCUCACUCUAUCUCGCUCGCUGAGUUGCGGCGUCUUGUGUCCACAUCCCGAACCAGGGUCGACUUGGUAUCGGUCAUUGCCUUUUUGAAGGACCCUGCAGACCCUGACAGUUGCAUUGGUGUAAUGGAGGUGGAAGAUUUAAUGGGGUGA